Lolium rigidum is the source of this 429-nucleotide messenger RNA. RefSeq lists its product as uncharacterized. The record is from RefSeq and is a predicted model, not a curated record. The coding region runs from base 1 to 423 and encodes 140 amino acids. Lineage: Eukaryota; Viridiplantae; Streptophyta; Magnoliopsida; Poales; Poaceae. The transcript has 4 exons.
AUGGGACGGCCCGCGCUCGCCGCCCGUCGGCCUCAUCUGCCUCGACCCUCUCCGUCCUCAUCACGGUUUCCCUCAAGGUCGACUCUACCUCACCACCGCCGGCAGGUCACGCUCCCUCGUGUACGUGAACACGCAGCGCCGCCUGUUUUCUCCGUCCGCCUCCGGCAGUACCUGUUCCCCGUCUACGCCAUCAGAUCGAGGCACGGCCGCUUCUACUUCAACUUGUUGCGCGCCAGUUCUCAUUCAGCAUCCAGCACCCAGCUCAUCUGGUUCGAUCUAUGUUUGCAUCGUGAGGGACCCAACCGUCAGUGUCUACCAGCCCAGCAAAGCAGCUUCUGCCUCUUUAGCAUCCAGUCAGCGUUCGGGCCCGCGCAUCAGCCUCUCAUGCUCGCUUCCUUCUGGCAUUUGCUUCUUCCCGGAUAGGAUCAC